UGAUGGAGUAGGCGGGUCCGAGCCGCCUGUUUGUCUGCGCCACCAGCAGCAUCAGCUGCGCUUUGUGCCGCGAUAAUCCGCUCUGAUGUCACGCUGCAGAGGGAGGGGGCUGAGCUUUCCGCUUUAAUCCGAGGAGGGGGUCAAACCGAGCCGAUCCGGGCGAGGACAGGACCCGGUGGAGGGCGGGGGGGGAGACGAUGUGGACCGGAGCCGGGCCUCUCCUCCGCUAACAUGAAGAUUGGUCUGUGAGGCUUCUUUUAAUGAUCCGAAAAGCUGUUAUAAAAGCCUGAGUCAAUUUAAGUCCUAGCAAUGAGUCAAAAGUAUCAGGAAGACGCUAUUGGGGAAGCAGACGAGGAGCAGAUGGAAGCUGCUGCGCCUCAGAGGAUCAGGCAGUCCAAUGGAACCAACGGAGAGCCGCCUGUACGUCGGUCCUGGAGGCCGUGUCAGAUGCAAAACCCUGAUGGGGAAAUGGCUCCUCACAACCACCACCGCCAUUAUCAUCACGCGGCACAUCACCACCACCACCCUCAAGGUCGCGGACCUCCUCGCCACCGCCGACGGCCUCCGUCAGGCCAAGGCCAGAGCCCAGGCCAGGCUGUCAGUCCUGGUGGGGCCCCAACCAGGUCACCAGAAGAGAUUGAGACUCAGGAUCAUGAACCCCGACCUGUCCAACAACACCGCCCUGCCGUAACCCGCUAUCGCCGUCAUGGUGACCCAAACCCCCGGCUUAGAAAUCACAGACAGCGGCAGCAGUUUAGAGAAAUGCAGGACGGUCGGCCAGGCAUUGGCCCUGUAGAAAUACGAGAGCAGGAAGCCUCCUUAGGUGAUCCUGCAUUGAACCAAUCACAGGAGAGAGGAUCUCCCCAUCAGACACCACUUCCUGUUGUUUCAUCUGCCCACAUUUCUACUUCCCUACCAAUGGAGGAUGUGCAGAUUGAGUCUCAACAUACUCCGGCUGAAGCUGAAGAAGACCACCAUGAGUUCAAAGCAGAGGACGAAAAGGAAUCUAAGGAAGUCAUAGAUAAGAGAGAACAAGAAGAGGAUGAUGGAAACUUACAGCUAUCAGCAGGAAACCCAACUUGUACCCACAGUGAAAGAGCAGAAGAAGAGAUUGAAAGGGUGGAGGAGGACCGAGAGGAUGUCAUGGAGAACGCAGAGGAGGAUCCUACAGCUCAGGGAAGUGAAAUUACAGAUCUUUGCUCAGACACAGAGAGCGCUGCCUCGCUCAGUAUGGAUGGACCUCUCCACAGCCCGCCUCCCUUACAGUCACCAACUCCUCCCUCCUCCCCUGACGUCCCGCCUUUUCCCCAACUGGACCACUUCAGUGAGGAUAUCACCAUGAGCUCGUUACCUGACAACAACGCUUUACCUGAGGAAGAGGAUUGUUCUGAAUCCUGCUCACUGUCUCACUCUACUUCUUGCUCUGAGCUUCAUCCUAAAACCUAUGCAGAAUUUUACACAGAGUCCCACAAGAAAACCUACGAGCCCACCUUUGAGUUGUACUCAGAGGCAAAAUGUCAUCCAGACUCUUUUCCUGAGCCUCUAAAGACCUCAUACCCUGAGCUGCAGCGAGAAGCUUGUAGGCAAUCUGGUCGAAGACCUGAGUCUAACAAGGCCCAGCAAGAGUCCCCGCAGGAACCCUUUGUUGGACAUAGAACCAAGAAUGCUCAAAAAGGGGCUCCAUCUUCCCCCACUGAGAGUUCCCACCAGAUCUCACGGCAGAGUAGAGACCGUGGGUCGCGUUCCUUCCCUGCCGACAGCUCCGUCGGUUGCCGGCUCCAUCAUUAUGAUGGACAGUCAGACAGCGAGGGAGACAGUGCUGAUAAAAGCCCUCUUCCCAAGACUGGUAGGCCAGCAUCUAGACAGCCACAGACCCAAACUAAGACCCAGUCAGCUGGUUUGGGUGAAGCCCAGAAUGAGCGGAACAUGCCCGGUCUCCAAGGGGAGGGUACAAAGUGCUCGGGUGACGCCAUCAGCCUGGCAAUUAAAGACAUUAAAGAGGCUAUUGAGGGCGUGAAGACAAAGACGGUGCGUUCUCCCUACACACCAGACCAACCAGUGGAGCCAAUUUGGGUGAUGAGACAGGAGAUCAGCCCAACAGAGGACGCAUACCCAAUGCCAACGUCCGCUGGCCACACUUCUCCCCACUCUCCGUCUCAGUCAGCUUUGGAGUCUCCGUCCCGUUACACCUCAGUGCCUGUGCGGGACAGUGUCAGUCCUCUGAGGGCCGAGACAUCCAGAAACCUGCAGCACGGUCCGACACAGCAGCCUCACCACAACCAUCACGGCUACCAGUCACAGUCAAGGCCACCGCAGAUGUACACGCCUACGACGCCGACUCAGUCGCAACCGAGCCAGCGUCUGACGCAUCCGCAGAGUCCAGAGCAGCCUUCUGCUCAAGCUCAGCCAUCUUCACCCCUUCAGAAGGCUUCCAUCCAGGAAAUUCGCCGAGCUCUCCCUCCAUUUCCCACAUUUGUGGACGUCCCUGGACCGUGUGACCCUGAAGACCUCAUUGAUGGGAUCAUAUUUGCAGCAACCUACCUUGGCUGCACCCACCUGCUUUCAGAGAGAACGCCCACAAAGAGCGCCCGUAUGCAGCAGGCCCAGGAGGCCAUGAGCAGAGUCCGGGCGGCUCAGAAACAGGCGAAGAACAGGAAGAAGAGUCCAGACAGUGAGACUCCGUCCACUGCUGAGGUUGACCUGUUCAUGUCCACACAGAGAAUCAAAGUCCUCAAUGCAGACACGCAGGAGGCUUUAAUGGACCUUCCAUUGAGGACCAUCUCUUACAUCGCUGACAUCGGCAACAUGGUGGUCCUGAUGGCGAGGGGGAAGAUGGUGAGGUCCCGCAGCGCUCAGGAAAACCUGGACCACGCAUCAGAGCAGAGCAGCAUGAACCACGACGACAGGAGGAUGUACAGGAUGAUCUGCCACGUCUUUGAGUCUGAGGAUGCCCAGCUCAUCGCCCAGUCCAUCGGGCAGUCCUUCAGCGUGGCGUACCAGGAGUUCCUCCGGGCCAACGGCAUCGACCCCGAGGACCUGAGCCAGAGGGAGUACAGCGACCUGCUCAACACUCAGGACAUGUACAACGACGACCUCAUCCACUUCUCCAAAUCCGAGAACUGCAGAGACGUUUACAUUGAGAAGCAGAAAGGUGAGAUCCUGGGGGUGGUGAUCGUGGAGUCAGGAUGGGGGUCCAUCCUCCCCACCGUCAUCAUCGCCAGCCUGAUGCACGGCGGCCCGGCAGAGAAGUCCGGCAGGCUCAACAUCGGGGAUCAAAUCAUGACCGUAAACGGGACGAGCCUGGUGGGUUUACCUCUCAGCACCUGUCAGAGCAUCAUCAAGGGUCUGAAGUCACAGUCCAGGAUCAAGAUGAACAUCGUCAGGUGUCCUCCAGUUACCAUGGUGCUCAUCCGACGGCCGGACCUCCGAUAUCAGCUCGGCUUCAGCGUCCAGAACGGGAUCAUCUGCAGCCUGAUGCGAGGCGGCAUCGCCGAGCGCGGCGGCGUCCGGGUCGGACACCGCAUCAUAGAGAUCAACGGCCAGAGCGUGGUGGCCACUCCUCACGAGAAGAUCGUACAGAUCCUGUCCAACGCCAUGGGAGAGAUCCACAUGAAGACGAUGCCUGCCGCUAUGUAUCGCCUGCUGACAGCGCAGGAACAACCCGUCUACAUCUAAUCAGAUCACCGUGUUGGUCCUUUUAAAACUGCCCCCCCCGUUACUUUAAACCCCUCCCCCAUCCUGGUUGAUAUCACUCUACUUGCCUUAAUCUGUGGAGCUGACGGCCGUGUAAAUGGUGCACAUCUCCGGUGUGGCAGCAGAAGGCAAAUCGUCUCACUAUAGGCAGAGUGUUUGUGACAUUUUAGGUUCGACCAAAGAUAAUUUGUGUUUUUUUUUCUCUUGUGUAUAUUUAGGUUGCAGAGACAAUAUUAGAUCUGGUUGAAUAGCUGUAAUAUCUGAAUGUAUUUCAAUCAUGAUGGACCUAUAUUAUAAAGCUAAGAGGACUUUUGCAGUGAGAAGGUGAAGGGAGAGGAAUGCAUGUACGAAUCUAAAGAAUAAAUAUGUGAAAAGGCUGUGA
Messenger RNA from Cyprinodon tularosa, 4075 nucleotides. RefSeq names its product amyloid beta (A4) precursor protein-binding, family A, member 1b (gene apba1b). Gene Ontology annotation, biological process: chemical synaptic transmission. Gene Ontology annotation, molecular function: protein binding; amyloid-beta binding. Gene Ontology annotation, cellular component: dendritic spine; cytoplasm; plasma membrane. The record is from RefSeq and is a predicted model, not a curated record. The transcript is spliced from 13 exons. Lineage: Eukaryota; Metazoa; Chordata; Actinopteri; Cyprinodontiformes; Cyprinodontidae. Bases 310 to 3675 code for a protein of 1121 amino acids.